ACGGUGUUGUUGCUGCCCUUAAGAAAACGUGCGUUUGAUCCUCUAGCUGCGCAUUUUCUUGAGUUUCCAUUCGCCAUGAGCCAAAAAGCACAAACAGCGGUGCAGUUCCACGAACUGGAGCUGGACCAGCGGAUACUCAAGGCAGUAGCGCAGCUCGGAUGGCAACAACCAACUUUGAUCCAGUCCACGGCGAUACCCCUCCUGCUGGAAGGCAAGGAUGUGGUUGUGCGAGCCCGUACCGGCUCCGGCAAGACAGCCACCUACGCUCUUCCAUUAAUCCAGAAAAUCUUGAACUCCAAGCUCAAUGCCAGUGAACAGUGCGUGAGCGCCGUGGUUCUGGCCCCCACCAAGGAGCUCUGUCGGCAGUCCCGUGCGGUGAUUGAACAGUUGGCCGAGUCCUGCGGAAAAGUGAUACGCGUAGCAGACAUUGCUGGGAGCUCCAGUGAUGCCGCCACUCAGAGGCACGCCCUCGCCGAAAGGCCCGACAUUGUGGUGUCUACGCCCUCCAAACUGCUGAACCACGCCGAGGCCGGUGGAGUCGUGGAUCUGAAGAACGUCGAGACGCUGGUGGUGGACGAGGCGGACCUGGUGUUUGCCUUCGGUUAUGAGAAGGAUUUCAAGAAGUUGAUCAAGCACUUUCCACCCAUUUACCAGGCCGUGUUGGUAUCCGCCACCCUCAGCGACGACGUGGUGCGAAUGAAGGGCCUGUGCCUGAACAAUCCUGUAACCCUGAAGCUCGAGGAACCGGAACUGGUGCCGCAGGACCAGCUGACUCACCAGCGCAUCCUGGCCGAGGAGAACGACAAGCCAGCCAUUCUCUACGCGCUGCUUAAACUGCGCCUGGUUCGGGGCAAGACCAUCAUCUUUGUUAACAACAUAGAUCGGUGUUACAAGGUUCGCUUAUUCCUGGAACAGUUUGGCAUCCGUGCUUGUGUCCUCAACUCCGAACUGCCAGCCAACAUACGCAUCCACACAAUCAGCCAGUUCAAUAAGGGCACCUACGACAUCAUCAUCGCCUCGGAUGAGCAUCAUCUUGAGCAGCCGGGUGGCAAAGCGUCCUCCUCGUCCUCCACUGGCAAGCGAAAGUCCUCUCGCAGCGGUGACUUUGAAUCGAGUGCGUCGCGUGGCAUCGACUUCCAGUGCGUGAACAACGUUCUUAACUUUGAUUUCCCACGGGACGUGACCUCGUACAUCCAUCGGGCUGGUCGCACAGCGAGAGGCAACAACAAGGGAUCGGUUCUGUCGUUUGUGAGCAUAAAGGAGGCUGCCGUAAACGAUGCCGUGGAGCAGAAACUCCACUCUACCUUUGCUGCCCAGGAGGGAGAACAGAUCAUUAAAAACUACCAAUUCAAAAUGGAGGAAGUGGAGUCCUUUAGGUAUCGUGCCCAGGAUUGCUGGCGUGCUGCGACGCGGGUCGCUGUUCACGACACCCGCAUCCGUGAGAUAAAAACUGAGAUUCUCAACUGUGAGAAACUGAAAGGAUUCUUCGAGGAGAACCAGCGUGACCUGCAAGCCCUGCGACACGACAAACCCCUUAAGACGAUAAAGGUCCAAAACCAUCUCUCGGACAUGCCCGACUACAUUGUUCCCAAAGCCCUGAAGCGAGUAGUCGGCACCGCCUCCUCUUCCUCUUCUGGAGCCUCCACAGCUAAACAUCCGCGCCAAUCAGCUGCCAAGACAGCGUUUGAGAGACAAAGCAACGAUCCUUUGAUGGUCAGCCAAGUGGAUUUCGGGAAGAAACGACCGGCCCCACGGCAUAAAAAGAAAGCCUUGUAAAGGAUCUUAGUCUAAGCUCAUAUUAGUCACUAAAGCGUCUGAAGUUGUUUAAUAUAUUUUAAUGUGUGGAGUUUAAGCGAAAUACAAAAAAUAGUUAAUGAAGAA
This is a messenger RNA of Drosophila bipectinata, 1881 nucleotides long. RefSeq names its product putative ATP-dependent RNA helicase DDX56 (gene Ddx56). Lineage: Eukaryota; Metazoa; Arthropoda; Insecta; Diptera; Drosophilidae. The record is from RefSeq and is a predicted model, not a curated record. Gene Ontology annotation, molecular function: ATP binding; nucleic acid binding; RNA helicase activity.